AUGCCCAAUUCGUCGCCGACGCGCUCGUCUUUAGUCGCCCUUCCUCUCUUCUCUCUCACGAGCCACCUCAAUUCUCUUCAUUGUGUCGCGCUCUCUGUAAAUCGCUCUCCCGUCGCCAUUAUUCUCUUCUCCUCCUGUCAAUUACCUCGUCUCCCUCUCAUGCGCGCCUCAAAUUGCGCUCCCAUCGCCCUUUCUCCCUUCGCGUCGGCCACCUCGUUGCCUCUGCACGCGCCUCAAAUCGCCCUCCCGUCGCCCUUCCUAUCUCCCUUCACAUCGCCCAUCUCGUCGCCCUCCUUGUCCCCGCUCACAUCACCCACCUCGUCGCCCUCUCACUCGCCUCCAAUCGCCGCAAUCGCCUCGCGAUCUCCUCUCCCAUCCCGUCGCCCUGCCCUUCUCCUUCGCCCUCACCGACGCCAUGUCCCAUCCCUUCUCGUCGCCCUCACAUCUCUUUCCACUUAUCGUCACUUCACUUUCUUCCGCCCCUUUCGAUCGCGCUCACGUUCUCCCCUACCUUCCCGCCUUCCUAGUGUUCUCCUCUCCCCUUCCGUCACCCUUCCUCUCUCCGCUGCCCUCCCGUCGCCUUCGGUGUCUUCGCUGCCCUUCCGUCGUUAUUCAUGUACACCCUCCCCUCCCGUCGCCCUUGUUGACCCCGCUCCCUGCAUCACGUCGUUCCUCCUCUCUCCCCUGCCGUCCCGUCGCCCCCUUGUCCCCACUCCCUUCUCUUCGUUCUUGCUGUCGCCCAAUCAACAAUCCCCACGCCAUUCAUCUCUUCCCAUUGCAAUCUCUUGUGCGUGUUCCGCGCUCGCUCCUAUCGCCUCCCGGUUCUCGUUCGCCUGUCGCUGUCCCGCGCGUGCUCCUCUCGCCUCCCCGCGCGCUCCUAUAGCCUCCCCGCGCGUGCUCCUCUCGCCUCCCCGCGCGCUCCUAUCGCCUCCCCGUGCGGCGUCCUAUCGCCUCCCCACGCGGCCUCCUCUCGCCUCUCCGCGCGUGCUCCUCUCGCCUCCCCGCGUGCUCCUCUCGCCUCCCCGCGUGCUCCUCUCGCCUCCCCGCGCGGCAACCUCUCGCCUCCUCGCGCGCGCUCCUAUCGCCUCCCCGCGCGGGCUCCUCUCGCCUCCCCGCGCGGCCUCCUCUCGCCUCCCCUCAUUUUCCCCCAUGCGCGCCCUCAUUUUCUCCCUUGCACGCCCUCAUAUUUGCACGCCCUUUCCCCCCAUGCACACCCUCAUUUUCCCCAUUGCACGCCCCAAUUCUCUCCCUACCCUCCCUUCCCUCCCUUCCCUCCCUUCUCUCCCUUCCCUCCCUUCUCUCCCUUCUCACCCUCCCCUUCCUUCUCUCCCUUCCCUCCCUUCUCUCCCUUCCCUCCCUUCUCUCCCUUCCCUCCCUUCUCUCCCUUCCCUCCCUUCUCUCCCUUCCCUCCCUUCUCUCCCUUCCCUCCCUUCUCUCCUCUCCUCCCUUCUCUCCCUUCUCACCAUUUCCUCCCUUCCCUCCCUUCCCCCCCUUCCCUCCCUUCCCCCCCUUCCCUCCCUUCUCGCCCUUCCCUCCCUUCUCUCCCUUCCCUCCCUUCUCUCCCUUCCCUCCCUUCUCUCCCUACCCCCCUUCCCUCCCUUCUCACCAUUUCCUCCCUUCCCUCCCUUCCCUCCGCCCCUCCCCCUUUCGCUCUUCCUCACCCUUCCCCGUCCCGCCUACUCUCUCUAA
Messenger RNA from Closterium sp. Yama58-4, 1689 nucleotides. Lineage: Eukaryota; Viridiplantae; Streptophyta; Zygnematophyceae; Desmidiales; Closteriaceae. The record is from the annotation of a GenBank genome assembly.